GUGAAGAAGGAACUGGGAAACAGCAUCGGUGCAGCACUGAUAUCUGUCCUUAGUGUGUCCUGCAGCUCCUGUGGACAAACCCCCACACACAGGGUCCAUCACAGAGAGGGCCCACUGCCCACAGGCGCGCACAGAGCUCCCUUUCUUCAAGAAAAAGGCAAAGGGGGGAUUCCUUAAGUUGGAUGCUGCAGUGAUGAGAAGCCUUUUCAUCCGGCUGUUUUUCAGAGCCUCCACUGGCUGCGUUAAUUACAGGGCCCGGGGGCUGCACUUUGAGCUCGCUGCGCUCAUGCAGACUCUUGAGAAAAAGCAGCGCGUCGGAUUCUCACGACACAUAAGAAACACAAACACACACACACACGCACAAAUACAGUCCGUACACACACCACACGCCCGCGCGCACACACACGCCCGCGCCCGCCUGAGCCCGCGGAACCAGUCAGUCAGCUGCUCGGGGACAUUCCUGUCUUAAACAACUUCAGCCCGCAGACACCGGCGGCGUGAGCUGGAUCCUUCCCCCAGUCAGACCACAGCGAGACGUGAGAGGAUGUGGAUCGUCGUUCCUCCUGCCAGACCUCACUGAAACUUUUGUCGGUGAACAUAACGCGGAGAGGUGGGAGCAGGACCCCGCAGCCUGAGUGUCGGUCUCCGGAUACGAUGGGAGGCUCUCAGUAGACACCAUGGCUGUGGACGCGGCAUCCAGUUUCAGUUUCUGCAGGCCGGCUGUGGAGUACAGGGCCCUGCCGGAGGACUUCAAGCACCAGCUGAGUCGACGGACAGGUGGGAACCUAACCUGGCAUGACGGGCGUGGACAGAAAACCGCAGGAGGCAGGACGGUGAAGCUGCUGCAGCAGCCGGGCACGGAGGCCCUGCAGUACCGUUCCAGUGACAAUUAUGGGAUUUAUCACACCAGCCCGACGCAGCCGAGCCUGAUCCGCCCCGUCGUGCUGUGGUCGCAACAAGAUGUUUGUAAAUGGCUGAAGAAACACUGUCCACACAACUACCUAACCUACGUGGAGGCGUUCUCCCACCACGCCAUCACAGGCCGUGCGCUGUUGCGUCUGAACGGGGAGAAGCUGGAGAGGAUGGGACUCGUGCAGGAAACACUUCGGCAGGAGCUGCUGCAACAGGUGCUGCAGCUUCAGGUGCAGGAGGAGGGACGCAACCUGCAGCUGCUCAGCAGAAGUUCCUUUGGAAAGAUCUCAUAGGAAGAAAAUGUUUCUGGAAGAAGAAGCUGGAUGCUGUGGAGUUAUGGGAUUUUUACUCAAAUACACAAUGUGAAUCAGAUCUGCAGGAAAACAAAAAACAUUCAGCGAGCAGAAAUGUCCAGAAUUAAGUUGCUACCAGGAAGUUGGCAGCUUUUUGAUUCCGUCAGCACGACGAGCAGACAUGAUCUUCACGGACCGACCAUGAACUGUGAUGAAGACGCUCCAUGACAAUCUGUCAAUAUAUUGCUCUGCUCUGAGAUUAAUUAUUAACUGCUUCUCUCUUACUGUCUCUACCUCUCUCUCUCUCUCUCUCUCCCUCUCUCUGUGUGUGUUAAACUUUUUUAAUGUCAGAAAAAACAGAACAAAUAAAUAAAAAUAU
Messenger RNA from Scatophagus argus, 1584 nucleotides. It is a transcript of the gene samd10a, whose product is annotated as sterile alpha motif domain containing 10a. The record is from RefSeq and is a predicted model, not a curated record. The transcript has 5 exons. Lineage: Eukaryota; Metazoa; Chordata; Actinopteri; Scatophagidae. Gene Ontology annotation, biological process: cell surface receptor protein tyrosine kinase signaling pathway. Gene Ontology annotation, molecular function: protein binding. Gene Ontology annotation, cellular component: cytoplasmic side of plasma membrane. The coding region runs from base 678 to 1205 and encodes 175 amino acids.